AUGGCUAUGUUUAUCACUGCAGGAAACACACAGAAGCUGUUGCCACCAUUUGCAUUUGCUCCAACAACAGGCCUGGCAUCCUUUCAGCCUGGUGAAGCUCAAAAGUGUUGGUCAGCCCUUUCCAGCAUUCAAGGUUGUAUAUUGCAGAUAUCUACUUCUUUUUUCUAUGGACAAAUAGGGGUUAUUGGCCCCGCUUGUUGUCAGGCCAUCACUCAUAUUAGUGAUGAUUGUUGGCUUAAAAUGUUCCCUUUCAACCCCUUUUUCCCCCCAUUUCUCAGGAUUUCUUGUUCGUCUCCAACACCACCUGUAGGACCGAUAUUAAAUGGCAUCAACAAGGUGUCGUCGCCAUUGCAAUAUGGAAGUGAAGUUGAUAAAUGCUGGUCUUCACUUUCUAACGUUAAUAGGUGUAUUAUGGAGAUUUUUAAUUCACUUUCCGUUGGUCAAAUGUUUACUCUUAUUAGUCCUGCUUGUUGCAAUGCCAUAAUGAAACUCAACGACGUUUGCUGGCCUAAAUUGUUCCCUUUUUACCCGAACUUCUCUCCAUAUUUGAAGAACUACUGUGGUGGCACGACAGAAGCACCUAAAUGA
Molecule: messenger RNA, 588 nt
Organism: Gossypium raimondii (Peruvian cotton)
Lineage: Eukaryota; Viridiplantae; Streptophyta; Magnoliopsida; Malvales; Malvaceae
Product: egg cell-secreted protein 1.3
Exons: 1
Coding region: 1-588 (195 amino acids)
Biological process (GO): double fertilization forming a zygote and endosperm; regulation of protein localization to cell surface; regulation of double fertilization forming a zygote and endosperm
Cellular component (GO): vesicle; extracellular region
Source: RefSeq, a predicted model, not a curated record